AUGAUUCCAAUAAUCUGUCUGGCGAUGCUUCUCCCCGAAGCAGUGGCUCAUUCAGCUCAGGGUCAAUUCGCCCACAAGCUCCUGAACGAUUUGAUGGAGAGUUAUUCCAGCGCACUGCGUCCUGUGGAGGACACAGACAGAGCGCUCAACGUCACCUUACAGAUCACCCUCUCUCAGAUCAAAGACAUGGAUGAGAGGAACCAGGUACUGAUUGCCUACCUGUGGAUCCGGCAGACAUGGCAUGAUGCUUACCUCAGGUGGAAUAAAGAAGACUAUGACGGACUGGAGGUGAUCCACAUACCCAGCAGCCUGGUGUGGAGGCCCGACCUCGUCCUCUAUAACAAAGCUGACGAUGAUUUCUCAGGACCGAUGGACACCAACGUGAGAUUGCGCUACAAUGGAGAGAUCACCUGGGAUGCUCCUGCCAUCACCAAGAGCUCCUGUGUGGUGGAUGUCUCCUACUUCCCCUUUGACAGCCAGGAAUGUAAACUGACGUUCGGCUCAUGGACAUACAAUGGCAACCAGGUAGACAUAUUUAUGGGCAUGGACAGCGGUGACCUGUCUGACUUUGUGGAGAAUGUGGAGUGGGAGUGUCAUGGCAUGCCUGCCACUAAGAAUGUAAUAAUGUAUGGCUGCUGCUCGGACCCGUACCCAGACAUUACCUACACAGUGCUCCUUCAGCGCCGCUCCUCCUUUUACAUCUUCAACCUCCUCCUUCCAUGCUUCCUCAUCUCCUUCUUGGCUCCUCUGGGUUUCUACCUGCCUGCGGACUCUGGAGAGAAAGUUUCCCUCGGAGUUACAGUUCUUCUGGCUCUCACUGUGUUCCAGCUAAUGGUGGCUGAGAGCAUGCCUCCAUCUGAGAGUGUGCCCCUUAUAGGAAAGUACUAUAUCGCCACUAUGACCAUGGUCACAGCCUCCACAUCUCUCACCAUCUUUAUCAUGAAUAUUCACUUCUGCGGUGCCGAGGCUAAACCAGUCCCCCACUGGGCAAAAGUCCUCAUCAUUGACUACAUGUCCAAGAUUUUCUGUGUUUAUGAGGUGGGUGAGAACUGCGCCUCUGCCUCCUCGUCCUCUUCUUCAUCUUUUCACUCCCCCCAGGAUGAUGUCCGUUACCAGCACCACAGCUCCCACAUUCAAGCGAAUGGUAAACCAGGGAACAAUGCUAGCAAACAAGACUGGAAAAGUCCAAAAUACCCCAGACCCCAGACCCCUAAGCUACAGCACCAUAGAGUGAGAGCCCAGCACCACAUCACCAGAGAGGAGAAGAACCACCUCUCCAACUCUGCACCUGGCAAAUAUGAAGGCUCUAACGGGAAGAUCCCAACAAGCGACUGUUGCAAAGAAGACCAGAAAGUCCCCGGUUACUUUGAAGACCAAAAGCUUCCCUGUUGCCCUGAAGACAAAAAGCCUCUACCUCCAGGUCCCACUGUUACAUUCGGCCCCUGUGUGUUUUGUAGCUAUGGCAGCGGCAUCCCUGGUGUGGACACCAAGCUCGUGCGCAAUGUCGAGUAUAUCGCCAACUGUUUCCGAGAGCAAAGGGCCACAUGCGCCAAAGGAGCAGAAUGGAAGAAGAUUGCUAAAGUAAUGGACAGAUUCUUCAUGUGGAUCUUCUUCAUUAUGGUGUUCCUCAUGAGCAUCCUCAUCAUUGGCAAGGCACCUUGAUUGAUCAGUGAUGCUUCUGAGUUUUUUUCUUUUAUUUGACCGAGUGAACUGCAUUUGGACACUUGAGGUCAAAGGGACUAUUUUGUGCUUUGUAAACAGGAUGUACUUGGAAACAUGUGUUUUUUUGUCUUACUUAAUUAUCAUAUAAUAAUCAUUAUAAAUAACAGAUAAAAAAGUAAAUAUAUUUGAAAUUGAUAGCAAUGUCAAAUUCAGUAUGCAAUAGCAUCUUUUUGAAUCCUUAAUAUUUGCAAAAUGUAAACGCUGAGGCCCAUCUCUCUCUGCUGCCUCUGCAUACUUUUCCACAUUUGCUUUUAUAGAUAGCCCACUGCAUAUUGGAAGGUUUUUCAUCACCUCACCACUGAAUAUAGUUCAGGGUAAGUCUAAUUCACUACUGUGAAAUCAGAUGCCUGGGGGCUCAGACAGCCAGGGUCAGCGCAUGCCCAGAUCUGCAAAAUAUUUUUUUGGUUCAAAAUCAUCCAUUAAAUAGUUCAUGAGCAAGCUUUGUUUGUAGCGCAGCCAGGGGAGUGAGGAUGUAAGGUAAUAUGCUCCAUCAAUAAUGUAGCACUAGGAGCACACUCUGACAUCCCCCAUACCUUGAACUUGGAAAGUCAAGUGCAUGUGUCUGUGUGUCUGUGUGUGCCUUCAUACACAAGUUUAGAGGAAUGGAUCAGGAUGUAAAACUCUUAGAAAGGAAAGAAUCCUCAUGGUGUUGACUCCAGAGGUGAAGCUUUAAGGCAUUAGACUUCAUUUAAGUAUGUCAUCUUUUGUCGCUGACGAAAGUAGACUUCGUAUUGAAAUGCUGCACUAUUUGUAAAACAUAAAUUACAUUUAUGAAUACAAACUAGUACUAAAGAUGUAUCAACACAAUAUCUUUACAUUAUAAACAGAAAGAUACAACCUAAAACAACAACGAUAUGAAAACUAUAUUUAUACACCAAUAUUCUGCAAAACUGCAGGACAGCAUUCCUCAUAAUAAGAACUAUAACUUUUAAUAUUUAACUAUGGUAACAGUUGGCUGAUAACAUUUUCACAUAAUCACUUAAUAGAAAUCUUGCAAAAUUAUCCUUUUUUUUGCUCAAAGUCUCACUUAAAGAAACAGGAAUCUUUAAAAAGUGUUUAACACAAUAUGCAUUAAGUUUAUCUUAGGAAGUCUAAGUCAUUUCUUGACCCGGAAGGACAAUUAGCUUUAUUUAAAUGUUACUUAAAAUGCUACUCAAAGCAGCAGGAUGGUGAAUGUGACACAGACUCAAAAUAAUCUAGUUCACAUUGUGUUCAUUGUGAUGAAUUAUUAUGUCAAUAAUUGAUGAGUGUUGCUUGUUGUUUUAUUUCACAUAAGACUCCACUUUAUUAGACUCCAACUACAAAGAGAAGCAGUAUCAUUUGGUCAGGGGGACCAUUUGUUCAUUGUUUUUUUUUUCAUGGGAUUUGUUUUCAUUAUGGAAAUUAUAAAUUAAGGAUGUUAUUACUUCUUCCACCACUGUAGAACGCUAAAAAUGUAUUUUCCUCCUUUUCUAUAGCCUUUGCUUUUAUUAACACUUUGGUGGAGUCAAA
Labrus bergylta (ballan wrasse) is the source of this 3213-nucleotide messenger RNA. The record is from RefSeq and is a predicted model, not a curated record. NCBI's taxonomy places the organism in Eukaryota, Metazoa, Chordata, Actinopteri, Labriformes, Labridae.